Molecule: messenger RNA, 2692 nt
Organism: Oncorhynchus nerka (sockeye salmon)
Lineage: Eukaryota; Metazoa; Chordata; Actinopteri; Salmoniformes; Salmonidae
Product: basic proline-rich protein-like
Exons: 3
Coding region: 34-1776 (580 amino acids)
Source: RefSeq, a predicted model, not a curated record
CCCCAUGUCAGACCAUACCCCCUGGGAACCCCCAUGUCAGACCAUACCACCUGGGAACCCCCAUGUCAGACCAUAUCCCCUGGGAACGCUCCAUGUCAGACCAUAUCCCCUGGGAACCCCCAUGUCAGACCAUACCCCCUGGGAACCCCCAUGUCAGACCAUACCCCCUGGGAACCCCCCAUGUCAGACCAUACCACCUGGGAACCCCCAUGUCAGACCAUAUCCCCUGGGAACGCUCCAUGUCAGACCAUACCCCCUGGGAACGCUCCAUGUCAGACCAUACCCCUGGGAACCCCCAUGUCAGACCAUACCCCCUGGGAACCCCCCAUGUCAGACCAUACCCCCUUGGAACCUCCCAUGUCAGACCAUACCCCUGGGAACCCUCCAUGUCAGACUAUACCACCUGGGAACCGCCCAUGUCAGACCAUACCCCCUGUGAACCCACCAUGUCAGACCAUACUCCCUGGGAACCCUCCAUGUCAGACCAUACCACCUGGGAACCCCCCAUGUCAGACCAUACCACCCUGCUUCUCCCAACCUCCAGUAGUUCCUUCCUACUCUGCCCACAUUCAAAUCCAAACGAUAAAAUACUGCUCAUCUCCCUCUCCCAUCGUAAAAAGCUGCAACUCCCCACCUCCAAUGGUAAAAUCCUACCAUACACUUCCAACGGGUCCAUCUUGCGCCACACCCACAAAAACUGUGCCCCUCUAUGCUUCCACAUUUCGGCCUGCGCCCCCCUACACCCCCCCACCUCAGGCCCAAGACUGCAGCACUCAGGACAGGAGGGUGAUAGAGUGGGAGUGUAGAGGGGAGAGAAGGAUACUUCCACCGCCACCCCCGCCACCUCCCCCAUACACCCCACGCAAAGAGGGGGUGAGCUGCACCUCAGGCCUAGGCCACCGGGCGCCCCUACUCAGGCGAGCGAGUGAGAAGGAGAAGUCUGGGAGAUCAGGGUCACCUGCGCACUGUCCCCGAGCCUGUUCUCUGAAACACAGAGCUCAAACACCCCCGGAGGUCCCUCUGAAGGGGAAGCAGGGGGACCAGGGUUCCUCGCCAACCAAGGCCGUCCCCAGACCCACCUGCCUGGGCCAGGCUCAGGCUCAGCUGGGGGCUCAGAUUGGUGCCCUCCAUAAGAUACUCUGCUCUGGGCCCAACACCCCCAACAGCCAGCACGCUUUCCCCCCCGGCCAGUACCCCUCCGGGAGCUGCUCUGGCUCUGGAGGGGGCUCCUCGGUCGGGCCCCUGACCUCCAUCCAGGCAGACACACUGAGGCAGGUGCAGGAAAUCUUGGGGGGGCUGGUGUCAGGGGCCAGGAGUAAACUGGAUCCCACCUGGGUGGCAGAGAAACUGAUGGGCCCCAACGGGCCCCUGCACGACAUCCGCAGCCUGCAGACCCAGCUGCACAGCCUGGAAGGGGUCUUGGAGACCAGUCAGAAUACCAUCAAGGUACUGCUGGACGUUAUUCAGGACCUGGAGAAGAAGGAGGCUGAGAGAGAUGGGAGACACUCCUACCGGACAGGCCAAGACAUAGAGAACUGUGGUACGUGUAGAGACUGUGCCUGCAUCAUAUACAGUGUGGAGCAUGACUUCCGACUGCAGGAGGGGGCAGUGACCCGCACGUGGAGGGUAGAGGACCCUCCAGAGGUUUCCCUCCUGCCCACUGUGACCCCUCAGCCCACCACGCCACACCGCCAGGAAACACCCCUGCCGGUGACACUGGCACGCCCUCCUCACAGCGGCAAGAAAAGCAGGAAGAAGUGCUUCUGGUUCUUGUGAACUUUAAACUUUGGAGGGAGGGUGGGAUAGGGAAGGACACAAUGAAUAAGGCCACUCCUUAAGAUUGUGAAGGACGGAGAUGGAUACAGUACUUUAUAUGCUUCCUCUAUAGACUGUGAGGGUCUGAAUGGUAGUGUGUGAAGUGUGCGGCCCUGAUGUGGAUGGAGAGAGAGAAAGAAAAUGGAAGCUCAAAACAAGUGUGAGAAUAAGCAGUAAACAAGAGGGUUUAAAAGAGAUAUAAAAGAGGUAUAAAAUAGAUAUAAAAUAUAAAUAAGAGUUAUAAAGAGAAAUCAAACAUAAAUAACAGAGGUAUAAAAGAAACAUAAAAGUAGUUAAAGGACCUAGAAGAACCGUAGUGUGUAGAUGAAUGGAAUCUGUGCUGUUCCUGGUAUUGGAACUUUAUAGAGUGAAGAGUGAAACGAACAUGCUUGUGUUGUAGUUGCACCUCAAUAAAUGCCUUUUCAGCACCUGUGGUCAGUUUUAAGUGCAGGGAGGGAGGUACUGUAAAGGCAAUUGUUGAAGUGAAAGUGUAGAAGAUGAAAAUAAAGGGUGAGGACAAAAUGAAGGUUAAGAAAGUGAGGAGGUAUAAAAGGUUAGGGCAUGGUGGGAUUAAAAAAGAGCGGAAAAGAAUGAGUGUACAGAGAGAAGAGUGGAAGGAUCCAUCCGCAUCACUAAUGGACAAAUGAUGGUUAGAACACCAGCUUUUAUACCCUGAUACGUUUCAACAAAUCAAUUAUUAUGAUGACCCUUAUUCAAAACUUUUAAUAUAAUUGAUUAUACAAAAACCACACACAUACAUACAACAAGACAGGCUGAGAAACGCACCAGGAGGAAAAGGAGGAAAAAAACAUAUUAAAGUGUACAUAAAACACAGAGUUCUACUGGUUGAAUUGCUAUAUUUCAGAUACGGAUUACU